Prunus armeniaca (apricot) is the source of this 162-nucleotide messenger RNA. The record is from the annotation of a GenBank genome assembly. Lineage: Eukaryota; Viridiplantae; Streptophyta; Magnoliopsida; Rosales; Rosaceae.
AUGCGCAAGAAAAAACUGUGCCCAUCGAGUUUGAGACAAAGUCAAGAAGUUCUAGAAGUAGAUGGUGAACCACCAGUUAGUCAACAAGCACUUCCAUUUCCACUGAGUACAGCAGUGAGUAACAUUACGCGUACAUCUAUGUGUAUGUCUGCGGUUAUAUAG